Carassius auratus (goldfish) is the source of this 2563-nucleotide messenger RNA. Its product is annotated as protocadherin gamma-C3-like. Gene Ontology annotation, molecular function: calcium ion binding. The transcript has a single exon. The record is from RefSeq and is a predicted model, not a curated record. Gene Ontology annotation, biological process: homophilic cell-cell adhesion. Gene Ontology annotation, cellular component: plasma membrane. NCBI's taxonomy places the organism in Eukaryota, Metazoa, Chordata, Actinopteri, Cypriniformes, Cyprinidae. Bases 191 to 2563 code for a protein of 790 amino acids.
UGCAUUUGGCAUUUUGUUCUGCGCAAAGGGAAGAUGAUUUUUGUUUGAAGACGACUAAAGACAGAACUGCUUAGCGGUGAAUGCUGCAGCUUUUUUUGUGCGUCACCUUUGUUUGUUCGUUCAAGAUGAACACAUAAGUAUAAUCUGACCGGGUAGCGGCAUUUGCUUCUGGAUUUCGCUGUCAUUCGCAAUGGAAGCUGGAGGACAAAGGCGCAAAGGGGAGUGCUGGAGGACGGUUCUCUGCUUUCUUCUGUGCUUUGGGCAGCAGAUUUCAGCUCAGAUAAGAUACUCUGUUCAAGAGGAGGUAAAAGAGGGAUCUGUUGUAGGAAAUAUCGCCAAAGAUUUGGCACUUGAUGUCAGUACUUUGAUGGACAGACGGUUCCGCAUUGUGUCUGGAUCGGAUGAAGCUCUUUUCGUGGUAAAUCAAAACAAUGGCGUUUUAUAUGUACAAAGAAAAAUUGACAGAGAGGCGCUGUGUGAUAGUAUUGGAGCAUGCUUGAUAAACUUAAAAUUAGUGGUGGAAAAUCCACUUGAGAUCCAUUAUAUUGCCGUUGAGAUAAUUGAUGUAAAUGAUCAUUCCCCAACAUUUACAGAAAAAGAAAAGCGAUUAGAAAUUUCCGAAAACACUCUUCAAGGAACUCGUUUUCAGCUGCAAGCUGCGAGUGACCCUGAUAGUGUUGUGAAUUCUGUGCGUUUGUACAAAUUAAGUCAAAACGAGCAUUUUGAUAUAGAAAUAAGGGACAGGGGAGAAGAUAAAUUGCCUUUUCUGGUUUUACAAAAGCCCCUUGACCGCGAGAAAGACGCUGAGCACAAUUUAAUUUUAACAGCAAUAGAUGGCGGCAAUCCGCAAAGAUCAGGAACAUUGAAUAUAACAAUACUUGUUCUCGAUGUGAAUGACAACCGCCCUGUAUUUAGUCAAGAUGUUUAUUCUACAACACUGCAUGAAAAUGUGAAAAUUGGAACUUUAGUAAUGAAAAUUCUGGCAAGUGAUUUUGAUGACGGUCCAAAUGGUGAAGUGUCUUACACUUUUGGAGGGGGUAACAACCAGAAUAUGUUACAUAUUUUUACCCUGGAUAGAAUAACAGGAGUAAUCCAUGUAAUAGGAGAGGUCGACUUUGAAAAGACCAAUGUUUAUAAGUUGGAUAUACAGGCAUCUGAUAAUGGGCAGCCGCCUCUGACUACAGACUGUAGAGUAAUUAUAAAAAUACAGGACAUAAAUGAUAAUGAGCCGACCAUAGAGGUGACGUCUCUAUCAAAGAUCGUGUCUGAAGACUCCAAGCCUGGUACUGUUAUCUCGCUCAUUAGUGUUACCGACAGAGACACUGGUGUGAACGGGAAAACUGUGUGCGCUCUCUCUGAAAAUAUUCCAUUUGAAUUGAAACCAUCAGUUCAGGAAAACAUGUACUCGUUAGUAACUAAAGGGAACCUGGACCGUGAAACUGUAUCACAUUAUGACAUUACAAUAACAGCAAGUGACUUGGGUCAGCCUCCACUGUCCUCAUAUAAAACUCUGAGCGUGCAGGUGUCAGAUGUUAAUGACAACCCGCCUGAAUUUAUCCUAAAUCCCAUCGAAUUAUAUAUGAUUGAAAACAACUCUGCAGGCGCGCCCAUUCUCACUCUGAGUGCUUUUGACAAAGACCUAAAUGAAAACUCUAUGAUUUCAUAUCAGAUUGUUAAAGGGAAUGGGACACAAAGUGACAUGACAUCUUUUCUUAAUAUUAAUUCUGAGACAGGCGUAAUACAUGCACUUAAAAGUUUUGAUUUUGAGACUAUCAAAACCUUUCAGUUUUACGCGCUCGCUACAGACUCUGGAUCUCCAUCUCUGAGCAGUAACGUGACAGUGAACGUGUUUAUUCUGGAUCAGAACGACAAUGUUCCAGUGAUCUUGUAUCCAGUCAGCUCUAACGGUUCUGCUGAGGGUGUGGAAGAGAUUCCCCGUAAUGUGAACGCAGGUCAUUUGGUGACUAAAGUCAGAGCCUAUGACGCAGAUAUAGGAUACAACGGCUGGUUAUUAUUUUCACUGCAGGAAGUUAGUGACCACAGUCUCUUUAGUUUGGAUCGCUAUACAGGACAGAUAAGGACCCUUCGCUCAUUCACAGAAACAGACGAGGCCCAGCAUAAACUGAUCAUUCUGGUCAAAGACAAUGGGAACGUUUCACUCUCAGCAACAGCGACUGUGAUUGUCAAAGUUGUGGAGCCAAAAGAGGCUUUUGCAGUUUCUGAUGUGAAAAACACAGUAAAAGACGAGGAGGAAAACAACAUGACAUUUUAUUUGAUCAUCACUUUGGGCUCAGUUUCAGUGCUUUUUGUCAUCAGCAUCAUCGUGUUGAUUGUAAUGCAGUGCUCUAAAUCGACAGACUAUUCGUCGAAGUAUGUGCAGGAUCCAAAUUACGACGGGACUCUGUGUCACAGCAUCCAGUACAGAUCUGGAGACAAGCGGUACAUGUUAGUUGGACCCAGAAUGAGUAUCGGCUCUACUUUAGUCGCGGGCAGUAAUGGAAAUACUCUAGUCAUACCAGAUCGCAGAAGGAGAGAUUCUGGAGAGGUAAGAAUCGUUUAUUAA